AUGAAAUUACGAACUCCUUUAAAUCACCAAAAUAGAGAGAUGAAAGCACAAAGCUCAUAUACCGAUAUUGCACUGAAUCUUCUGCAAUCGGAUCCAGCAAAGCUCAACUACUUUUGGUGCAAGAGCCUUAAAAGGGGAUAUUAGAUAUGUGUGAUUUUUGAGCUGCUUUCGCAUGUUAUUAUGAUAGAAGCUGGUUUUGAUGAGAAUUGCAGGAGAAAGGAGAGAUGAGCAACAGCUAUUUGGGUGACCCAAGUUCAGGAGAUGGAAGAUCUGGGUCUUCUAGAAAAGGGAAGAAGAGCAAUUCAGACAAACCAAAGCAACCUCAAAGAGGCCUUGGAGUAGCUCAGCUAGAGAAGCUCAGAUUAGAAAACCAAAUAGGCGGUUGUUAUCUUCCCUCCCUUCAUGGUCCACCCCACACCAAUCUCAAUCAGAUGAGCUUUGGAGACAUGGAAACAACAGACAUCAGAUAUGGAGACUCCCACUCUGGUGCCAUAGCAAGAGCUACAUGGAAUCAAACCAGCAGUGUCUUACAGCCCCAACAAGCAGCACAAGCAAAUGUGACACGGCAAUUCCUGGCGCUACGCACUGAGGAUUCAACGCAAAAGAAGAGAAGGCAGGAUCGGUGCGAUUCAAUGGGAUCAACCAGUCAGAACUCCGACGCAAGGGAUGCACAAGAACUAGAUUUAGAUCUGAAGCUAUAGCUGUAAUUGUAUGGCCCACUUUGGGUGAAUGUAUGGCAUUCUUAUCUGUAGAAGUGAAUGAGCCAUGAAUAGAAAAUUGUUUUAUUUCCAUGUUGCUGUGAUUUCAUUGCAUGAAUUGUAGAAGAUGUGUUAAUAGAC
Molecule: messenger RNA, 839 nt
Organism: Magnolia sinica
Lineage: Eukaryota; Viridiplantae; Streptophyta; Magnoliopsida; Magnoliales; Magnoliaceae
Product: protein SPEAR1-like
Exons: 4
Coding region: 225-701 (158 amino acids)
Molecular function (GO): DNA-binding transcription factor activity
Source: RefSeq, a predicted model, not a curated record